GCCCGCCUAUCGCUUCUCUUGUCAUUGUUUUAUUCCUUUUUUAAUGACGUGGGGGUGGCAGGGGAUGUUUGGAGCGACCCUCUGCCAAGCAGGACGCGGGAGACCGAACGGCGGGAGAAAGGACGGCUGGAAAGGCCGGUCUGAAGUGAUAAUGGUAGUAAUACUGGUAGUAGGCCCUUCACUUCCACCCAGGAUUGCAGGUAGCAGUCUUGAUCUUUUUGGAGGGGGGGGAUCCAAACUGACAGUAAGAGUGCAAAUAUGGAUGCUAUGAUCCUCUGCCGGCUUAGCUGAAAAUUUGUAAUGUACGUUAGAUGCAGUGGUGCUUUGCUUCUGAGUAAGCAAGUAAUGGAUUGUAUGGAAAAGGUUUGGGGCUUUUUAAGGUACCAUGCGACAGCUGCUGAGUUUGUGGAGGCCUAGCUGGUGUUAAUGAAGCAGGACUUGGCAACUGGGUGCUCUCCAAAUGUUUUGCAUUACAACACCUGUCAGUCUCAAUAAUCGGGGAUUGUAGGAGUUGUCAUUCAAAAUAUCUGGAAGGACACCAGGUUCCUUGGCCCUGUAGUAACGAUAUUUCCCUGCUGCUACUUUUGGGUUGGUGUGGGAUGUCUUUUGCUGUCACUUUUUGUGAUACCAAAACAAAUAACAUGCAACAGUAAAGACUAACAGAUUUAUUGUGGAGUAAGUUUUUACUGCAUCUCUAAAAUAGCUCACCUGAACCCAAAAGCAUUAGCAGCAACCAAAGGGAAAUUAAGACCACGCCCAUCUUCCAGCUGAAGUAUAUCUGCUGAAAUGGGUUCUAGGCCAUGGAAGAUCACGCUGCUGUAAAUCUGUUAGUCUUCAGAGUGCAUCUGAAUCCCUUCAUGUAUUUGAUACAUCAAGCCAACAUAGCAAGUUCUUUAAAAUUGGUUGUGAAGAUAAAUAUAGUAGAGCCGAAGAAGGAUGGAUGGGGAGACACAUAUAGCUUUUCCUGCUCCAUUCAUGUGUGUAGAGCUGUUAAUAAAGGUGCAGAGGUGCCAAUUGGAAAUUUGGAGAUAUUUUUAUUGUGUAGGUCUAAGACUUGCCUGUAGAUAGUCUAGGCUUAGUAACUAGGGGCUGCUGGCUCUCCUUUCUUCCCCAAUGUUCCCGUCCUUCCUGGCAGAGAGUUACUGUGUUGUUGACCCCCUCCCCCUUGUAGGAGUGGGGCGUGUCUCUAUCUGGGGCUGGAGUAAUCUCCUUUUCAAACCAAACUUCAUAAGGACUUGCAUUAAAACUGGAGGAAAACUAGCAUUUUUAAAAAGAUACCUCCAAGAAAGCAAAAAAACUGGACUGAUUUUCCUUUGGAUUUUAAAUGAAUUUAGUAGUUAGGUAAUCCUGCAAUUUAUUAUACAUUGUGGCUUUUUCUGGCUUUCGUUGGGUUGUGCACAGUGUUUUCUGCUCUCUGUCAUUCCAUCCUAACUUCCAACAAGGCUUGUCAAAAUGUAGGCAAGAUUAAUGGAUUCUAUAAUUAAACCCAGAGUUGCUGAUAGUGUUUCAGUCCCCUUCCAAAAUAAUGCUUGGAAUGCUUCACUUCCCCAUGUCACUAUUAAGAAAUAUUCUUUUAUUAUGAUUUCUGCUUAACUUCCUACAAAGGCUUUCUGAGUGGCAUCUUUGUAACAGUUCUGUGAAACAGGUUUGAUUGAAGUAUAGUGACUGCCUCCAAAUUUCCCUGUUAGCUUCAUGGUUGAACAGGGGCUUAAACCAGUGAAAUGUUUUAGCUGUUUUAUUAUGCUCAUUCUGUUUCUGGUGAUUUUGGAGCUGCUGUGCAUGUCAGCAAAUCCUUAAGAUUCUGUGACUGAUAUUGCUGCCAAAAAAUGGUUUUCACUGUGUUUUAGUUAGUGGACUAACAGUUAAUAUAGAAUCAGGAUCUUAUAGUAACUCAUAGUUCAAUGGAAAGCUGUGUUUAGGUGAUGAUUUCUAUGUUCCUUGUAUAUGUUUCUCAUAGUAGGGUUUUUUGUUUUUGUUUGAAGCCAAAGUGUAUAAAUAGAACAAAGCUUUGUGCUUGUGGUUGGAUGGAUUUCAUUUCCCCUGUGCCUGGAUAGUCCCAGGAUUGGCUUAUUGUGUCUCUGCAGUUUUAGUGAUGGGGUAGGUAGGAACUUUCUCAUGAAUACUAAUAUAAAAUGAAACUGAAAUGACUGAGGAAGAGCUGGAAUCCCAAUACUCUUUAAUGCAGGAAAGUCUGAAUAGCUUUGGUUUGAAAAGGAGUAUGUGGCAUAUUGUAAGUGUUUGCUUCUUCCAUUUCUGUUUAUACAAACUUUGUCAGUUGACAUGAUUCCAGGCCCCAAACUGAAAAUUAAUUUGCACGUUGCAAUAUUCCUUCUAGAAGUUAAAGUAUGAGGGAAGUAAUUUUCUGUGGGACCUUUAAAAUGAAUUUUCUAUGAAUAAAUGAAUAAAUAAAUCUUUGAAUACAGGCAAAUGCUAGAGAUACUAAAUAAUGUCUUGUUUUUGAGCAUAUAGCCAAACAAAUUUCUUUCUUUUUUCUUUUGUAGGAUUACUUUUGAGAUACUAAACUGAGAAUUGAUUUAGAGAACUCAGCUUCAUGCUAACCAAUUUCAAUAGCAGUUUAAAUUCAAGUGUCUUACAUUUUUCUGUAAUAUUUUGUAGCAGGGAGUUCAUGUAUGGGACAGUUUAUAGUCUGGAAUCAAUCAGCUGUGGAAAAAAUGGUUGCAGCAAAUUCUACAUAUGCUUAUGAUCUUUAAACAAUCUACAUUUGUAAAUUAAGGAGGUUUAUGGACAUUCUUUCAUCCAUAGUAUUAAACUUGUUUCUAUUAAGUAGGACAUUCAUCAGGUACCUAAAAUGUGAUGGAGGUGGCUGAAGUAUUCUCCACUCCUGUGCUGAUCCUUAUCUUUAGAACUGCAUAUUUUCUUUAUCUUGAGCAGUCUAGGAGUGUUGACUGUCUGAAGUAAAAUUGGUAUUGAGCUGUUCAACAAAAAAAACCUGCCAGAAGAUGCAUAUUAAUUAGCAAGGCUGGCCUCUUAGAAAUACUUUGCCAAUUGUGUUUUUUUAAAUAACAAGGCUCCCAAAGUAAGUUAGUAUGCGGUAUCAAUUCACAGUGGAGGAAUUUACCAUCUUAUUUCUGUCAGCUCGCUUUUGCCUGCUCACAAAGACUAGAUUAAUACUUUAGACCUCUUCAAUAAAUUAAACUAGCCUCUCACAAAUUGCACAGAAAUCAUUAGCCCAUAGAAUGCCUGCUAAUCACCUACCAACUUAUACAAUUGUGGCAAUCCAGUUUACAGAAAUAUUCUUUCAUGAAGAAGAGUCUUAUUUGCUAGCAAUGACCAGACAAAUAAUUAAGUCCAGAGCAAACCACUGAGGAGGCUUGUAUGCCUGAGCAUUAUUAUUGUACCUUCUAUUGAAACCUCCUUAAAUUACACACAUGUUACUGUUCCUUUGUAUGUGUGUCUCUCUAUCACAUAACCCAGCACUUCUUUCCUCAGCCGUAUGGCUAGGGGCCGAGCCUAGCCAUGAUUUUACCUCCAAUGGACGCAAGUUUCUUUGGUGAAGAUUUCUCCUGAGAGUUCGACACUAGCAGAAAGAAGCGAGGAAAUUGCGACCGUUUGGUUCUUACGGAUAGGUAUGAUGGCCGUGGUCACCUGCAUGACCUUUCUGAAUACGAUGCUGAAUAUUCCACAUGGAACAGAGAUUACCAAUUAUCCGAAGAGGAAGCUAGAAUAGAAGCCCUCUGUGAUGAAGAGAGAGGAAGAAUAUAAGAGGCUGAGUGAAGCUUUGGCAGAAGAUGGUACCUACAAUGCAGUGGGGUUCACAUACAGUAGUGAUUAUUAUGAUCCUUCAGAACCCACUGAGGAAGAAGAACAGCCUUCAAAAGCAAAAGUUGCUAUGUCCAAGCCAGAAAAGUCAGAAGAAAAUGAAGAGCCUUUCAUUGCCCCUUUGGGACUGAAUGUACCUUCUGACGUGGAACUGCCACCAACAGCCAAAAUGCAUGCCAUCAUAGAACGAACUGCAAAUUUUGUCUGCAAGCAGGGGGCCCAGUUUGAGAUUAUGCUGAAAGCAAAACAAGCUCGGAACUCUCAGUUUGACUUUCUGCGAUUUGACCACUACCUCAACCCUUACUACAAAUUUAUUCAGAAAGCCAUGAAAGAGGGGCGAUAUGCUGCGCCUUCAGAAAAGAAAAAAGAAGCAAAAAGGAAUUCUGAUCAAGAAGAUGAUGACGAUGAUGGAGAUAACUACCUGCAUCCAAGCCUCUUUGCAUCUAAAAAGCGCAAUAGACUUGAAGAGCUUAUGAAGCCUUUAAAGGUGGUGGAUCCUGAUCACCCACUGGCAGCACUUGUCCGCAAGGCUCAGGCUGAUAGUAGCUUGGUUACUCCUCAGCCAGCUGAGGGAGGAACUGUUCAGUCAUCACAGAUAGAAUAUUCUUCAGAUUCAACUGUGGCAGCCAUGUAUUACAGUUACUACAUGUUGCCGGACGGAACGUACUGCCUUGCCCCACCUCCCCCAGGCAUCGACAUGGCUACUUACUACAGUGCACUGCCCGCAGGAGUAACUGUAUCCAGCACAACAGGAGUAGCCACCGUAACUGCACCCCCGCCUCCCGGCACGACCCCACCACCGUCUUCGGAAACAGCCGAAGACAACGGAGGAGCAGCGCCUGCCGCAAAUACGUCAACAAGCACAAUUUCUCCUGUGGUUGCCAUCAUUCCCCCACCUCCAGACAUCCAACCCGUAAUUGACAAGCUCGCCGAAUAUGUUGCAAGGAAUGGGAUUAAAUUUGAAACCAGUGUUCGUGCCAAGAAUGAUCCAAGGUUCGAGUUCUUGCAGCCUUGGCAUCAGUACAAUGCCUACUAUGAAUUUAAGAAACAAUUCUUUCUUCAGAAAGAGGCCAGUGACAGUUCGAAGCAGGUAGCAUCUUUAUCGGAGGAUAUCCCUGCAGAUACUGCCAGCGCUGUACCUGGAGAAGCUCAGUUUCAUACUGACCACACAUCUGAAGAUGCAGAGUCUGGUAUCCAAGGAAACAAUAAAAAGGACCCAGCUGCCGUCAAAGUUGCCAAUGAUGGCAAACUGAUGAAAGCCUCCUUUGCACCAAUAAGCUUUGCAAUCCGGGCCAAAGAAACUGACAUGCUCCCCUUGGAGAAAAACCGGGUAAAACUGGAUGAUGACAGUGACGAGGAGGCCGAAGAAGGCAAGGAAGGCCAAGAGAAUGCAAGUAGCACUUCAAGCAGCAAUGCAGCAUUUGUAACACCCAGCAGCGUUACUGAAGAAAAGAAGCCGCAGCUUACGCAGGAGGAGCUGGAAGCUAAACAAGCAAAGCAGAAACUAGAGGACAGAUUGGCAGCUGCAGCACGGGAAAAGCUAGCACAAGCCUCCAAGGAGUCAAAAGAGAAGCAGCUUCAAGCAGAACGGAAGAGGAAAGCUGCCCUGUUCUUGCAGAACCUGAAGAAUCCCUUGGCAGACUUGGAGGUUGAGAAAAUCGAGGAGAAUGCCUUCAAUAUAGAGACGGUCAGUAACAUGCCAUGCGCUCUGUUGACGGGCAUCAGGACACUGCCGGCCUUGGAAGCAAAGCUACCCGAAAGGCCUUCAAGCAAAAGUAGAGAUCUCCCCAGAGAAGAAGAGAAGGAAAAGAAGAAAAAGAAGCACAAGAAAAGAUCCAGAUCCAGAUCCCGGUCCCCUGCUUCCAAGUAUCACUCGUCCAAGUCCAGGUCUCGAUCGCAUUCGAAAGCCAAGCAUUCACUUCCCACUGCCUAUCGAACUGUCCGGCAUUCCAGACUUCCAGAAUCCACAGGGACGCUGAGCAGCCCAACAGUGGGAGCCGCAGCAGAGCACGGGAAUUCCCAGGCAGCCUCGACAACGCAAAGAUAUGACUGCCGGAGCUCUUUAGAGGGAAAGCCUGGUAAAACGUCAAGGUCUCGGUCAAGAUCACCAAGGAGGAGGACACACACCCCCGAAAGGCGCAGAGAAGAGAGGAGUGUUCCAACCGCGUACCGCGUUAGCAACAGUCCCGGAAUGAGUAGACGGCACACACGCUCCAGAAGUCCUCAUGAAAAGAAGAAAAGGAGAUCUCACUCUCACACCAAGUCGAAAGCAAGAUCUCAUUCACCGUCAGCCUCACCAGGCAAACAGUCCGUGCAUAAGAAUACCACCCAUUCCACAAGUGUCUCUCCUGUGGAGAGUAGGGAAUCCAGUCAAGAGCGUUCUGGGGGAGUAUCUUUGGAAAAAGAUGGCCAGAUCUCUUCUGCAAUUGUAUCAUCAGUACAGAGCAAAAUAACUCAGGAUCUUAUGGCUAAGGUGAGGGCAAUGCUCGCAGCUUCCAAAAACAUCCCAACUAGCGCAUCUUGAGACCCGAAGAGCUAGCUGUUCAGAAGAUGGAGUACAAAUGGAAAAUCUGUUCCAAUGGUUUCUAGCUUUCCUUACCCAACUGCAGCUUUCAAGAAGCUAAAAUUCUUGCUGUGUACAGAAGAAGGUACCCUUGGAACUUGGAUAAAUCUUCCAUGUGGAACUUCCUUUUGAUAAAACAGCCUUUUGGGGUUUUGUAAAUUACAUUUUGACUGGUUCUUCAGUAAGAAUUUUAACAUGAGCGGUGUUUGUAUAUUUGUAAAUACAGCGUUCCUGCAAGUGUCACAUAAAUAAAAAUGCAGAUAAACACUUUUUAUUAGGGAAAUGCUUUUUCGAGGUUGGUUUUUACUUUUCAUUUAGAUGAUUUCUAGGCACACGUUCCAGUACGGAGGAUUCUCCCAUGUGGCAUAUGCAGAUUGAAGGCUGCAGCUUAAAACCAGAAUUUAGCAAUAAAAAUGGCAGACAAAGUGAUGCAUUAAAACCAGAGAACGGGCACAGUUCAUCAGACAGCUAACCCUAAGGGCCUUGCCUAAUGGGGGCAAAGGGGCCAGCUCCCCUUUCUUCCAUACUGCAGCCGAGGAGCUGGUUCCAAGUGUUUUGGGGGCCACCACUGAAAAAGCCUGUUCAGUAUUAGGCCGGGAACCACUAGACGGUGUGACCACCAAAGGAUGAUCAGUGGCAGACCGUGACCAAAAAUACAUGUACAGAAGUUGAGUGGCGCCCUUGGAUCCUGGAUUUUUCAGGUAAGCCUCUGCAGAAUGAACAGCACCCAGUGCAGUUCAUGCAAGCAGGUCACGUCCUCCCCUUUCCAGUGUUAAUGGGGCACGGUCUGAAUACAGUUUUAUUAAUGUUUCUAUCAUUUGCACUUGAAGUGCUGUUGAUAGGGAAGUGAAUACAUAAUCCAAUCUGGGGUAAGAGUUAAACUAAAAUGAGUAAAAUAAUGACUGUAAGGGUUAAAAAACUUUAACUUGGAAGUUCUAAUGUUUGAUGGUUUCAAAAUCUGGAAGCCAUUCGGUGUUUAGCACACCACUCUGUAUACGCUUUGUCACUGACCCAUUUUUCUUUAAUAUAUUCUUAUUUCUAAUAUAAUUUCCCCAAAUGCAAAAUAGGUUUCAUUCUCCAGAGAUUCCAGACUGUCCUUAUUUAACUUUUUCCCUCAAUGCACAAGAGAAACCCAGAAUUGAAAGUUAGUGCAGAUGCUAUCUUGCCUUUAUAAAUGGCUCAUGGCAAAUAGCAAUUAUAUACUAAACCUUGUGAGCUUCCUAUAAUUACAGUUUCAUUUAUCAUACAGACAGAGGUUCAGUGAAAAAACUUCAAAACAUUUUUCAAAAGAGAAUGGCAGUGUUUUAAAUGGCAACUUUGAAAAAUGCCCAAAAGAUAAAAUGUUGAUCGAUGACUUGUUACCACAGUGUAAAGUUAAACAGUAUGGUUUUACAGUGUAUUGUAUGUUACAGCGUUAAAUUUAAGUUUCAGCCCUUUAAAUUUGACUGUUCCGUGGGAAUAACAAAACACACCCUUUCUUAAGGUUGCAUAAGCACUGUAAGAAGAAAAGCUCUAGGAAUAUUUAAUUAAAAGGUCAAGUAUUUUGUC
This is a messenger RNA of Varanus komodoensis (Komodo dragon), 7891 nucleotides long. RefSeq names its product splicing factor SWAP (gene SFSWAP). The transcript has 19 exons. NCBI's taxonomy places the organism in Eukaryota, Metazoa, Chordata, Lepidosauria, Squamata, Varanidae. The record is from RefSeq and is a predicted model, not a curated record. Gene Ontology annotation, biological process: RNA processing; mRNA 5'-splice site recognition. Bases 3701 to 6304 code for a protein of 867 amino acids. Gene Ontology annotation, molecular function: RNA binding.